AUGGAUCGAAAACACGAAGAGAACUUACAUGGGAAGGAGCCGGUGACUAAAUCAAGCAAACCCACGGCGGAGAUUAAGGCAUUGAGCCACGUCAAGCCCAAAAGAGGUAGGAAGUUUGCGAAUGUAAGGAUAAUGAUGAAGCUAACAAAGGAGUUAUUGUUAAAUGGCAAUGUCCUAAGAAAGAAGGAGGCGGAGAGGAUGAUGGUCAAAGAUCAACCCAUUGACCUAGUCCCAAAAAACAUUGGAGAAUUCAAAGGAGUUACACACUCCUCGAGCUUUCCAUCUCUUGCCUAA
Molecule: messenger RNA, 294 nt
Organism: Arabis nemorensis
Lineage: Eukaryota; Viridiplantae; Streptophyta; Magnoliopsida; Brassicales; Brassicaceae
Source: the annotation of a GenBank genome assembly